This is a messenger RNA of Culicoides brevitarsis, 1340 nucleotides long. RefSeq names its product solute carrier family 35 member G1. The record is from RefSeq and is a predicted model, not a curated record. NCBI's taxonomy places the organism in Eukaryota, Metazoa, Arthropoda, Insecta, Diptera, Ceratopogonidae. Gene Ontology annotation, cellular component: membrane. Bases 227 to 1273 code for a protein of 348 amino acids. The transcript has 3 exons.
CGUUCUUAAAAAAAAGGAAAAUUUCUAUUAAAAAAUCUAUCAUGAUUUCCCGAAAUUUGUAUUCCUAAAUGAGCAACAUGGUUAGAAAGAAGGUUAGACAAUAGCAUUAUCGAUUGAAAAAAUUGCAAUAGUUGUGAUACAUACUUGUUAAUAUUUAACGGGUAACCAGUUGAUUGUUGCCUACGGAGAAAAUUUGUGUGCGUGAGGCCUUUUUUCGUGUCAACGGAUGCCUGAAACCCUUGAACUCCAAAAUUUAUCGACAACAGUUAUGUCUGACAGACAAAAAUUACAUAGCACAACGACGACAACGAGGCCUCCGUAUUUCGGUGUGCUACUUGCGACACUUUCGUCACUUUUUUUCUCGCUCUGUUCGGUUAUUGUGAAGAGUUUGACUGACAUCAAUCCCAUUGAGUUGGCAAUGUUUCGAUUUAUCGGUCUGCUUCCGGCAAUUCCGAUCGUUUUGUACAAGCAAGAAGAGGUUUUUCCGAAUGGAAAGCGGAUUUUGCUGCUUUUGAGGAGUUUUGUCGGAGCAACGAGCCUCAUUUGUAGCUUUUAUGCGUUUCGUCAGAUGGAAUUGGGAGACGCUUCAACGAUUUUGUUCUCAACGCCCGUUUUUGUCGGGAUUUUUGCGAAAGUUUUCCUCAAAGAACCAUGCGGAUACUUCCAUAUAGGAACCAUAGCACUCACAAUUUUAGGAAUAAUUUUCAUAACGAUGCCAAAAACGCUGUUUGGAGAUGCGGAAGUUACUGUGCCGGAACAAUUGCCAUCUCUGACGACCCAAAAUAGCGGAUUGAAAUACAUGUUUGGACCAAUAACGGCAUUUUGUGGCACUUUGUUUGCUGCAAAUGCGUAUGUGCUGUUGAGGGCACUGAAAGGCCUUCAUUACUCUGUGAUUAUGACAAAUUUUGGAUUGUUUUCCAUUUGUUACACGCUCAUUGUUAGUUGUUACUUUGGAUUUUGCAUGCCAAAGUGCGGAACAGAUCGCCUUCUCAUUCUGUUACUCGCGAUUUUUAGUUUUGCAGGCCAAAUUUUACUUACCUUAGCGCUACAAGUCGAACAAGCAGGACCCGUAUCGAUUGCGAGAUCAUCUGACAUUGUGUUUGCCUUUAUUUGGCAAAUUUGUUUCUUUCACGAAAUGCCGACGGUGCAUUCGCUGAUAGGAGCGUUGCUUGUAAGCACAGCCGUGAUAUUGUCGGGACUGAGAAAAUACGUAAUGGCGUUGCCAGAUGGCUCAGAAACGAAAAGACGCUUCAAAUUUCUCACUAUUGAGUGAAUACUAUUCUAUAACUUUGGGCGAAAAUGUGAUCAAAAAUGUUUUUAAAUUGGAUUUUUUAAUUUUU